Molecule: messenger RNA, 1130 nt
Organism: Scatophagus argus
Lineage: Eukaryota; Metazoa; Chordata; Actinopteri; Scatophagidae
Product: odorant receptor 131-2-like
Exons: 2
Coding region: 189-1130 (313 amino acids)
Biological process (GO): G protein-coupled receptor signaling pathway
Cellular component (GO): membrane
Molecular function (GO): G protein-coupled receptor activity
Source: RefSeq, a predicted model, not a curated record
GAGGUCAAAAGACCGCCUCGAUGCCCCGCUGAAGUUUGGGUCAAUCAAACUUAAUUCUCUCAUCAUAAGCAAACCAACUCAGUUGUCUCACUUGCUUUCCUCAUGAGGAUUUUUUAAAGGACACUUCAGCAUUUUAUUAUCACAUGUUAUGCAAUUCUUUUGCUUUAGAAACAAGUUGAUUGGACGAAAUGAAUUUCACGCCUGGAUACAGCAAUGUAACGACAGCUGUGAAUUACUGGGACACGGUUGGCCAGGUCAUCAUCCAGAAUGUGAUUGUUCUUGUCCUCGGCUUCAUCAUCAACUACAUCAGUGCCACAAUGGUCCACACAUUCAACCAGCAUCACAUUUUCAGGUUGAAGCCUCGGUUCAUCCUCUUCAUCCACAUGGUGGUGAACGAUAUGAUCCAGCUGACAACCAGCAUUUCACUGUACAUCCUCGCUGCCUUCAAGACCAUUUACGUCUCCCUCUGUUGUCUCAUAAUCCUGCCGGCUAUUCUCACCACACAAAACACCCCUCUGAACUUGGCUUUCAUGGCAGUUGAGUGCUACAUUGCUGUCUGCAUUCCCCUUCGCUACAACUACAUAUGCACAGUCAGAAGGACAUAUAUUGUCAUUGGCACAAUUUGGACACUGAGUUCACUUUCUGUCCUACCAGAUGUCUUCAUCCUUCUGGCCACUGAGCCUGUGGAGUUCUUACAUUCCAGAAGGUACUGCUCUCGGGACACAGUGUUCAGAAGUGCCUACAGUCUAAAAAAGAGAGAUGCCUCCCACAUAGCGUUUCUGAUAGUGGUUUGGCUCACUUUGUUCUACACAUACUUCAGAAUUUUGUUUGUGGCCAAAGGUGCUGAAGCAAAUGCCAAAAAGGCAAGAAACACUCUACUCCUUCAUGGCUUUCAGGUGAUGUUGUGCAUGGUAACCUAUGUACAACCAAUGUUAAUUCAAGUGUUCACAAACAUUGGGAUCACAGGGAGGUACAUGCAUUUUAUUAUCUAUGUUAUAAACCAAAUGCUUCCUCGUCUUAUCAGUCCUAUCAUCUAUGGGUUACGAGACAAAACUUUCAGGAAAUACCACAAAAAGUAUUUGUGUGCAGUGAACGGCCACUCAAAGACAGCAUCCAGGGAGGUCUCAUAA